AUGGUGAACCAAACAGAGGUGAACGAAUUCAUCAUAAUGGGGUUGACCAACCUCUUCAAGCUUCAAAAGCUUCUGUUUACAAUCUUCCUGCUUUUGUAUCUGGCCAUAUUAGUGGGGAAUGCUACAAUUCUUAUUUUAAUCUUCACAGAACCACACCUUCACACUCCCAUGUACUUUUUCCUUGGAAAUCUUUCUUGCCUUGACAUCUUCUUCUCCACAGUUACUGUACCAAAGAUGUUAGCUGGAUUUCUAACAGAAAUACAAACAAUUUCCUUCAAGGGCUGCAUGGUCCAGCUGCAUUUUUUCCACUUCUUUGGAAGUAGUGAGGGCAUUCUUCUUGGAAUGAUGGCCUAUGAUCGCUAUGUUGCCAUAUGCAAUCCUUUGCGCUACGCUGUGAUCAUGAGAAAAGAGGUCUGUGUCUUAAUGGCAGCAGCUGCCUGGUCCACUGGAUUUUUCCAUGCCUUGAUGCAUGCGGUGGUGACUGCUCAUCUUCCCUUCUGUGGACCAAAUCACGUUGAGCACUUUUUCUGUGACAUCAAGCCUUUGUUGAAACUGGCCUGUGGCAGCACACAGCUCAACCUCAUGCUUCUCAACACUGUGACCAGUUGUGUUGUUAUGUGCCCUUUUAUCUUCAUACUCCUCUCCUACCUCUACAUUGUUACUUUCCUCCUCCUCGAAGUGCGGUCCCAGAGUGGUUGGCAAAAAGCCUUUUCUACCUGUGGAGCCCACCUAACUGUGGUGGCUUUACUUUAUGUUCCUGCAUUGUCUAAUUACAUGCUUCCCACUCUGGGUACCUCAUCACAACAGGACAUAAUGGUAACUCUCAUAUACAGUGCAAUUAUCCCAGUGCUAAACCCAAUUAUUUAUACACUGAGGAAUCAGGAGGUUAAAAUUGCAAUGAAAAAGUUUGUGGACAAAAAAAGAGUAACUUUCUGGUGA
This is a messenger RNA of Candoia aspera, 939 nucleotides long. RefSeq names its product olfactory receptor 12D1-like. The record is from RefSeq and is a predicted model, not a curated record. Gene Ontology annotation, biological process: G protein-coupled receptor signaling pathway. Gene Ontology annotation, cellular component: membrane. Bases 1 to 939 code for a protein of 312 amino acids. The transcript has a single exon. Gene Ontology annotation, molecular function: G protein-coupled receptor activity; odorant binding; olfactory receptor activity. Lineage: Eukaryota; Metazoa; Chordata; Lepidosauria; Squamata; Candoiidae.